This is a messenger RNA of Echinops telfairi (small Madagascar hedgehog), 1359 nucleotides long. RefSeq names its product DnaJ heat shock protein family (Hsp40) member C24 (gene DNAJC24). Gene Ontology annotation, biological process: positive regulation of ATP-dependent activity. The record is from RefSeq and is a predicted model, not a curated record. Gene Ontology annotation, molecular function: ferrous iron binding; ATPase activator activity. The transcript is spliced from 5 exons. NCBI's taxonomy places the organism in Eukaryota, Metazoa, Chordata, Mammalia, Afrosoricida, Tenrecidae. Bases 108 to 557 code for a protein of 149 amino acids.
AGGGGAAGCCGGCUUCCCGGCUCCCGGCUGCACUGAAGCCGGCGUGGAGUGGACGCCGAGGGCCGUGGGAAGUCUGUUGACCCGAGAAAAGCCAAUUUGUUUCAUGGAUGAUGGCAUUUGAGCAGAUACCCAGAAAGGAUUGGUACAGCAUUCUAGGCGCAGACCCAUUUACGAGUGUGUCAGACCUAAAAGAAAAGUAUCAAAAACUCAUUUUAAUGUAUCAUCCAGACAAACAAAGUGCAGAUGUGCCAGCAGGAGCAGUGGAGGAAUGCAUACAAAAGUUCAUUGAAAUUGAUCAGGCGUGGAAGAUUCUAGGAAAUGAACAGACAAAAAAAGAGUAUGACCUGCAACGGCAUGAAGAUGAUCUAAGAAAUAUCGGACCAGUGGAUGCGCGAAUAUGUCUUGAAGAUAUGUCCUGGAAUAAAGAUGAUUGCUCUUACUUUCUGAGCUGCCGAUGUGGUGGAAAAUAUAGUGUUUCCAAGGAUGAAGCAAAAGAUGUUAACCUGAUUUCCUGUGAUACGUGUUCACUAGUUAUAGAACUCCUUCACUCUACCUGAAAUUAGCCAUUACGUGGAACCCUAUAACUAUGUAUUCAGACAUGUGGAGGAGUGUGUAGCCAAGCAAAUAUAAAGCUUAAAUGUUUAUGCUAUCUAUGUUCUUACAAAAUAAGAGAUGAUGUAGCAAAGCCACUUCAGAUUAAUAGAAAAUUUAGUAAUUUGUAUUUAUUUACAAUUUGUACUUACAGACUAACCCCCACAAAAAUACUUAGAUUAGGGAUUGUAUUUUGUUAAUUUCCAUUUGAAAACGUAAUUAGUUUCCUGUUUCCUCUGCUCAACAAAAAUUCUUUUUCCUCUUGUUUUAGUAGUAUAUUUGUUUGCUGAGAAAAUAGUUGGUUUCUACCUGCUAUCUCAAAUUUAGGGUUAUUAGAAUCUUUAUGAAUAACGCGAAUCUAGCUCCUUCAUGAGGAAGUGUGGAUAUAGACAUGUGUGAAGUUAUCUCAGAGUUAAUAAGGCAGGCUGAGUGACGACUGUAGAAAAAGGAUGGCUUUAAAGGCAGAAGACUCAACUCCAUUCCUGGCCUUGUAUUUUUAAACGCCUAUGGCUGUAGUGAAGAGAGUGUGUCCUGAUGGCAGAAUGCACUCACCCAGUGGCUCUGUGGGAAAAAGACCUGAUGAUCAGCUCCGGUCAUGAUUAUGGUUUCUCCAGUGCUGAGGUUGCUCUGCACUCGCAUGCACUCGAUGGUGCCUAACCACAACAGACUGAAGUGUGGAGGGAGCGCUUGGACCUUGCCAUUUCCAGUUUAGAACAGAAUCUUGGAGAUGGAAGCUUUUAAAAACAAGGAUUAAAAAUUUAGAAUGAA